Molecule: messenger RNA, 1247 nt
Organism: Paramecium octaurelia
Lineage: Eukaryota; Ciliophora; Oligohymenophorea; Peniculida; Parameciidae
Source: the annotation of a GenBank genome assembly
GAACAACCUAAUAAACUAUGCAGAAUUAGCUAGAACAACUAGAUGUUCCAAGAGGAUAAUCUUUUACAUUUGAUUCUAAUCGACCAUUUAUAUAUUACUAUUCUGUUGCCAAACCCUUGCCUGAUAAUAUAGUUGAUGAAUUAGUUAUUUGCUGUUAAAUAAGAACUUAUCUAAUAAAAUAGUUGCCUAAGGUUUGGUUUUUAAUGGCUAGUACAACAGCUCACAUUUUAAUAGAAAAACAGCAAAAGUUUGUCACUCCAAAUUUUAUUUUAGACAUAUUUAUUUAUAGUUGGCUAUCAGAUGGGAUGACAAACUUGAAAAAGGAAUUGAUGAAUAGAUUAAGCAAAUUGAUAGUUGAAAACGAUAAAUUAGAAAGACUCAUUGAUAUUUUUACAUAAGAAGUGGUCUCAAUUAAAGAAGAGUUUUCAAAAUUUCAUAAGUCAGAAUACCUUCUCAAUUAUAAUGAUAGUUGUGUACAGCCAUUAAUAGUAUUUAGAGAAAAAGGAAAAAAUGAGAACUAAUCCCUAAUCAAGAGAAUUGAUGAAUUAAAUAUUGAUGACGAUAGUAGAGAUUCAACUUUAUCAUCUUCCUAAAUCUCCUAAACAAUUACCAACAAAGAUAUUGACAGAAGCAAAUCCGAUGUUAGAGAAGUUACUGCAGCACUCCAAAAUAAUAAGAUGAAAAAGUUUACAAAACAAAUGGAAAAAAUGACACAAAAUGUUUUUACAGAAUUAAUCAAGUAUAAUUCCCAAGAUCAAUAAUGGCAAAUAGCUAGACAAUUUGUUGUUAUUAUUUUAGAAACUAGCGUUUAGUCUGAUCAUUAUUUAAAAACUAUGGAAAAAGUUAGAUUUAUAUAACCUGCUUUGCUGUUUUAUAAAAAGGCUUUACAGGUUUGGAUUCUGGCCAAAUUUUCAGCUUAAUAAUCUCAUUAAUCAUCUAAAAAUUCUUAAGAAAAUAAAGUAAUGAAUUUAAAUUAGCAUAGAUGAUAUUCAGUUAAUUUUUAUGCAAAGCAAAAAGCUUUAUGGGGAAGUCUUGGAAUGAAAAAUUAGUUAUCCCCUUGCAUACAGUAUUUCAAAUUGCAGAAUAGACCUACCCAGAGGUUUCUGUUGUAAAAAACGUUGACGAAGUAUACAAAUUUCUUAUGUUAGCAAAUGAAAAAAUUUUCUAUUUUAUUAAAAGAAAAACUUGUAGCAUUAUGGGACCAAAAUCUUUCUCAAUGCACGAAUUAGCUUAUUUAAUAACAUUGA